This is a messenger RNA of Sporothrix brasiliensis 5110, 312 nucleotides long. RefSeq lists its product as uncharacterized. The transcript has a single exon. The record is from RefSeq and is a predicted model, not a curated record. NCBI's taxonomy places the organism in Eukaryota, Fungi, Ascomycota, Sordariomycetes, Ophiostomatales, Ophiostomataceae. Bases 1 to 312 code for a protein of 103 amino acids.
AUGAGCGGAUAUCCACUUCAACAAGUUAUUAACCCCCAGCUCGCCUACGGCGCCCCGUCGGUCGUCUACCCGGCCCAGCAAUCCAUUUACACGUCUGUCAAUCCUCACAUGCCGGGCGGGGCCGUGCUUGUCCAGCCCCAACCGUACGGCAUACCGUGCAACCAUGCCCCCGGAGCCACGACCUGCUGGAUGCAUCGUCCUGCCGGUGAGCUGAUGCAGCUGCCGGCGCCAGCACCGGGUCGACCAGGACAAUGGAUCCAAUGGUGCAACGGCGCCGUCACCUGGCUGGCGGCACCCAUUGAGACUCUUUAG